Messenger RNA from Hermetia illucens (black soldier fly), 1057 nucleotides. RefSeq lists its product as uncharacterized. The coding region runs from base 361 to 906 and encodes 181 amino acids. NCBI's taxonomy places the organism in Eukaryota, Metazoa, Arthropoda, Insecta, Diptera, Stratiomyidae. The record is from RefSeq and is a predicted model, not a curated record. The transcript is spliced from 4 exons.
UUGGCAUUCCUUAUUAUUCUCUCUGUUGCUGAAUUGCAGUUAUUAUCAAGUCUGUGAUCUUAUCAAACCGUUCAUCAAAGUGCUGUGUGAUGUCUAAUACAUGUUGUCUGGUGCAUGGUGUGUUCGCUAAGUUAUGUAUUUCUAGCUUAUUGCUAGGAUCGGAAUCAAUAAAUAAAUAGGAAACACUAGUGAUACUUUUAUACAGUUUGAUAUUUAGUGACAGGUAACUUCUCCAAUAAUAAUAACACUUGAAAGUAGGGGACAUCUGACUUAAAAAUUCAGCUCCAAUUGUAUGUGAUGCGUCAAUAAAAAUUUCAAUUAAAAUAGUUAAGCUGGCUUUCAAGAAAGGCGUUAUCCGACAUGAAAUUGUAUAUAAUUCUUGGUUUUCUGAUGCAAUGUUGUUCGCUUGGGUUACAAAAGAAUCUCAAUUCGCUCAAAAUCAUCAACGUGGAAUGUAUCGCUAACAAUGACUGGGUCAAAGAUAUAGAAUGCUUCUUAAAACCGCUCAGAAACAGGUCCAUUCAACUUCAAGCAAAAAUACCUUUCAAAAGGACGAUUAAUUUUAUGAAGUUUCAUAUUCAAACCUUUCGAUGGUAUAGUGGAUUUCGUCCGUAUCUAGUCGAUUUCUGGUUCGACUUCUGCGAUGUAGUGUCAAAAUCUAAAAAUAUGAAUCCUCUGUUGAGGCCCUUUUAUAUGUUAAUAACGACUUAUUCAACAUUAAAGCAUCCAUGUCCUAUCGAAGGAUUAGUUGAGGUUCCGCCAGCUGUACCUGACUUGUCAGUUUUCCCGUCGAUGCUCGUAACAGGGGUUUACCUUUUGAAUAUCACUGCAGUGGAGAAAACCCUUAACCAGUGGAUGUUAACAUUCAGAGUUAAGGCAGAAAUUACCAGUGACUUAAAAGAAUGACAGGAGGACCUUCUUCUGAAUUCGUAAUGAUAUCACGAUGCACAGUUUUUAUUGUUUACACUAGUUUAGUAACCAAGUUCAGGUUGUAUAUUUGUCCAAGAACAGUGGAAAUUUCGAUGUGGAUUUUGAAUAAAUAGGUGAAUCACCGCAA